Messenger RNA from Colletotrichum lupini, 285 nucleotides. RefSeq lists its product as uncharacterized. The coding region runs from base 1 to 285 and encodes 94 amino acids. The record is from RefSeq and is a predicted model, not a curated record. The transcript is spliced from 3 exons. Lineage: Eukaryota; Fungi; Ascomycota; Sordariomycetes; Glomerellales; Glomerellaceae.
AUGCUCUUAGAGGUUCUUCAUUUGCCCAUACCAGCCCCAACAAAAGAGCCGAAUUCUGAACGGGUGAUCAUUCAUGCUCUUCCAUUGGAUGCCUCCGGCGCAACCUCAAACAACUGGACCGCUCUUAAGCGAACCGGCAGCUGUAUCCGGAUCUCCACUCUUGUCCAUUGCACCGCCACAUCGGAGGCCGCUGCAAGGAGCGCAGGGCCCUGGCCCAGACCCAGACCGCAUGUGAUUCAGAACAAGCGCUUGGCCGUUAACUUGUCAACCAGUACGCCACCCUAG